This is a messenger RNA of Diospyros lotus (date-plum), 372 nucleotides long. Its product is annotated as SKP1-like protein 1A. Bases 1 to 372 code for a protein of 123 amino acids. NCBI's taxonomy places the organism in Eukaryota, Viridiplantae, Streptophyta, Magnoliopsida, Ericales, Ebenaceae. The record is from RefSeq and is a predicted model, not a curated record. Gene Ontology annotation, molecular function: cullin family protein binding. Gene Ontology annotation, biological process: SCF-dependent proteasomal ubiquitin-dependent protein catabolic process. Gene Ontology annotation, cellular component: nucleus; cytoplasm. The transcript has a single exon.
AUGUCUGAGAAGAAGAAGUUGAAGUUGAAGAGCUCUGAUGUUCGUAUAUUCUUUGUUGAAGAACAUAUUGCCAUUCAGUCCAUUAUGCUCAGGCUUAUGGUGAAAGACGGUUGCGCAUCCAACACAAUUCCGUUACCAAAAGUCAAUUCCAAAACGCUAGUGAUGGUGAUCUAUUAUUGGAAACAACACGUGGAUCCAAAAGUGGAGCAAGUCGAUCUCGAAGCUUUUGACGCACAAUUUGUGGACAAAGAUCAGGCAACAUUGUACGACUUUCUAAUGACUGCAAAUUAUCUCAAUAUCCCAUCGUUAUUGGAUAAGUUGUUCCAGAAGAUUGCUGAUAUGAUUAAAGGAAAGUCACUAAAGAAGAUCUGA